This is a messenger RNA of Aspergillus homomorphus CBS 101889, 2717 nucleotides long. Its product is annotated as Zn(II)2Cys6 transcription factor. Bases 199 to 2586 code for a protein of 795 amino acids. Gene Ontology annotation, molecular function: DNA-binding transcription factor activity, RNA polymerase II-specific; DNA binding; zinc ion binding. The record is from RefSeq and is a predicted model, not a curated record. Gene Ontology annotation, biological process: DNA-templated transcription; regulation of DNA-templated transcription. The transcript is spliced from 7 exons. Lineage: Eukaryota; Fungi; Ascomycota; Eurotiomycetes; Eurotiales; Aspergillaceae.
AAAUUCCGGGCAUUUUUUCCCUUGGCUAGUAUCUUUCCGCGAAAACACCGCCUUUUCCUCUUUCUUCCCUGACUUAUCCUCUUCUCUCUCUUCUCUCGCCUCCCCAUAAUCCUCAUCGUUUCCGCUUCCCCGCAUGGGCAUGCUUUGAAUUUUACCAUGCGUUUGUCGCUACAUCGCCCUCCUUGAUCUCGAACAGCUAUGGACGAGGGCCCAACCACCCCUGCUGGUCUGGGCCAGCAGAAACGACCCCGCGUUUCCGAGGAAAACCGCAAACGAGCCGUGCGAGCCUGCGAUGGCUGUCGCCGAGUGAAGGAGAAAUGCGAAGGAGGCGUGCCGUGUCGCCGAUGUCUGCGGUAUCGGCGACAAUGCGUCUUCACCCACCCCGACCAUGCGGAGAAGAUCGCUCGUUCCUCGCCCAUUUCUUUACUCGAACGAAGCGCGGCGCUCAGAGGACAUGAUAUUGCCGAGUCGGAGCGGGUCCGAUGCAUGGAACGCAUCCUCCAGCACUAUGUUCCCAACAUCUCAUUUGACGUUCACACUCUGCGGAAGAUGGCCGAAGAUUUGAAACACAAACAUCGAGGCUCUGCGACGGAGGCAUCUUCAACGCAGCACGACGGAGAAGAGAUGGAGGAUCUGGCUAUCGAUGAUGAGGAUUUCACCAUCAAAGCCUUACCGGAUAAUACUACUCAGUACUCGGGAGAAUUCUCCUAUCUCAACUUCUCCAUGAAGAUUCGGCAGAAAAUCGACGAAUGGAUGAAACAUGCUGGACCAGAGGCAUCCACGGAGACAGAGCCGUUCGAAGAGCGAUGGCGGGCAACCCAACUGCAGUCCGGAUCGACUCUAGUAUCAACCUCAGUGACCUGUCUCCCGCCUCGAUUUGUGGCGGACUUUCUGGUGCAGAUCUUCUUCAAGUAUGCGCAGACGAACAAUUUUUAUGUCGAAGAAGAUUGGUUAAAGGAUAAACUGAACAUAUGCUACACGGAUCCGUCGAGCCUGUCUUCCAAGGAUGCAGGCACUGUAUGCGCUAUCCUGAUGGUACUAGCGGUCGGCACUCAGUUCGCACACAUGGAAUCGGCCACAUCUGUCAACCGCCUGUCCUCGAAUUCUGCUUUCGCUGAUGACCACCACUUCUCCGAGGAUGACGUUGGCCUCACCUUCUAUCAGUUUGCGUCGAAGCUGCUUCCCGAUAUCAUCGCCACGGCUUCUGUCCGAAGCGUGCAAGCGUGUCUUCUCAUUGGAACCUACCUUUUACCGCUUGAUACCUCGGGACUGUGCUACACGUACUUUGGAUUGGCAUUGAAAAUGGCCAUACAGAAUGGCAUGCACCGGAAGUAUUCUGGGGAGGGAAUGUCCCCUCGUAUGGUGGAGAUUCGGAAUCGUGUCUUCUGGACGGCAUACACGAUAGAAAAGCGCGUCAGCAUUCUUCACGGGCGGCCGGUAUCACUCUCCGAUGCAGACGUGGAUGCACCGUUCCCAACGGACUUCCCUGGUCUGACACCGUCUGGACAUGUCGCAAAUGACACAAACAUGGUGACGCUCAUCAAGUUGACAUUGAAACUCGGCCAAGUCGCGAAUGAAAUAUCCAUCCUGCGUAAAUCGCGAAAGAAUCAACAAUCGGAUUGUCUAGAGCGACUACUGAACCUCCGCAAAUGCUUGGUUGACUGGUGGGCCACCUUGCCAGAGGAAACGAAUUGCCGAGAUCUCAACCCUUCGGGUCCCCUUUUUCGCUCCAAUGUCCAUCUCAAGCUAGACUAUUGCCUGACUCGGAUCUUCCUUGGACGGCCAUUUCUGUUUAGUAGCAUGAGGGCCAUCACAGUUCCCGGCGCCCCGCUCAAGACCCCAUCGGGGCUGUCGAAGAGUCGCUCAACAUUAGUCACUGAUUGUGUGGAGGCCGCACUCGAGAUCAUCGAUCUGUGCCGUUUACUGCGCGAUGAACCCGGCCUUGCGCGCGCUUCCUUCACUGAGUUCAGUUCGUGCCGCGCUGCUCUUCUGGUCAUUCUCGCCCAGAGCUUGACCAAACGCACGGAGCGGCUGCGGGAGGCGCUCGACAAAGGUAUGGCUCUCAUUAAAAUCAUGUCGAUGGGUGUUGGCUCUGCGAGGUCUGCUGUGAGUGUCAUCGAAACUCUUGAGCGGGCGAUUCGUCGCUUCGAAGAGUACAGUCAGACGCAGCCCCAAGGCAGUGCUGGCAUGAUGGAGUCGGCCUAUGACCGUUUCAAGAACUGGGAAAUGCUAUGGAAGACGGGCCCCAUAUCUCCCGACCCAAUGUCGUUUCCCGAUCAGUACCCCUCUAGUGGCGGUGUGAUGCCACCUGUUAUGACGCCUAUGACUGGUCCACCGACGACGAACGAGCCAGCAGAAGGUGAGCUUGCCAAUCCCAGUAUCCCUGAUUCGACCGAGUUCUCUGUGUCGCAUCAGCUGUCAGAGAUGCCUCACUUUGGACUGGAUCAUUUUGUUGCAAACUUGCCGCAAGAGCUGGGCGAGUUCACGGCAAUCCCGUGCUUUGAGACAGAUAACCAGUCCACCCUGAGCGGGGAGAUAAAGCCCGGGGCUUCCGACACGCGGUGGAUGAAUUUUAUGAAUGAAUAGUGUUUCCGACCUCGGCCGGGCUUUUGUGAUUUUGACAGCGCUGCAUCGUUUGGGUCCAUGCAUGGCGGUUGCAUUGCCAUGGAUCAGUUUUGAGAUACCUAGCUCGUGUAUAUUCAACGAUUUGUCCAGAC